Molecule: messenger RNA, 1629 nt
Organism: Procambarus clarkii (red swamp crayfish)
Lineage: Eukaryota; Metazoa; Arthropoda; Malacostraca; Decapoda; Cambaridae
Source: RefSeq, a predicted model, not a curated record
AUGUAUGCUGUUUCACAAGUUUCCAUGUAUGCUGUUUCACAAGUUCCAAUGUAUGCUGUUUCACAAGUUUCCAUGUAUGCUGUUUCACAAGUUUCCAUGUAUGCUGUUUCACAAGUUUCCAUGUAUGCUGUUUCACAAGUUUCCAUAGUUGAAAAUCCAACACUCUCUCCUUUAUCAGUUAUUCCUACCUCGCCCAUAAAAGAAGAUGACACUCCAUGGUCACAAUUGUCGAAUGGCUUCGCAAAAGCUUGGCACCAACCACCAUCGUCUCCCUCAGAGCUUGGCUCCAACCACCAUCGCCUCCCUCAGAGCUUGGCUCCAACCACCAUCGCCUCCCUCAGAGCUUGGCUCCAACCACCAUCGCCUCCCUCAGAGCUUGGCUCCAACCACCAUCGCCUCCCUCAGAGCUUGGCUCCAACCACCAUCGCCUCCCUCAGAGCUUGGCUCCAACCACCAUCGCCUCCCUCAGAGCUUGGCUCCAACCACCAUCGCCUCCCUCAGAGCUUGGCUCCAACCACCAUCGCCUCCCUCAGAGCUUGGCUCCAACCACCAUCGCCUCCCUCAGAGCUUGGCUCCAACCACCAUCGCCUCCCUCAGAGCUUGGCUCCAACCACCAUCGCCUCCCUCAGAGCUUGGCUCCAACCACCAUCGCCUCCCUCAGAGCUUGGCUCCAACCACCAUCGCCUCCCUCAGAGCUUGGCUCCAACCACCAUCGCCUCCCUCAGAGCUUGGCUCCAACCACCAUCGCCUCCCUCAGAGCUUGGCUCCAACCACCAUCGCCUCCCUCAGAGCUUGGCUCCAACCACCAUCGCCUCCCUCAGAGCUUGGCUCCAACCACCAUCGCCUCCCUCAGAGCUUGGCUCCAACCACCAUCGCCUCCCUCAGAGCUUGGCUCCAACCACCAUCGCCUCCCUCAGAGCUUGGCUCCAACCACCAUCGCCUCCCUCAGAGCUUGGCUCCAACCACCAUCGCCUCCCUCAGAGCUUGGCUCCAACCACCAUCGCCUCCCUCAGAGCUUGGCUCCAACCACCAUCGCCUCCCUCAGAGCUUGGCUCCAACCACCAUCGCCUCCCUCAGAGCUUGGCUCCAACCACCAUCGCCUCCCUCAGAGCUUGGCUCCAACCACCAUCGCCUCCCUCAGAGCUUGGCUCCAACCACCAUCGCCUCCCUCAGAGCUUGGCUCCAACCACCAUCGCCUCCCUCAGAGCUUGGCUCCAACCACCAUCGCCUCCCUCAGAGCUUGGCUCCAACCACCAUCGCCUCCCUCAGAGCUUGGCUCCAACCACCAUCGCCUCCCUCAGAGCUUGGCUCCAACCACCAUCGCCUCCCUCAGAGCUUGGCUCCAACCACCAUCGCCUCCCUCAGAGCUUGGCUCCAACCACCAUCGCCUCCCUCAGAGCUUGGCACCAACCACCAUCGUCUCCCUCAGAGCUUGGCACCAACCACCAUCGUCUCCCUCAGAGCUUGGCACCAACCACCAUCGUCUCCCUCAGUGCUUGGCACCAACCACAAUCGUCUCCCUCAGAGCUUGGCACCAACCACCAUCGCCUCCCUCAGAGCUUGGCUCCAACCACCAUCGUCUCCCUCAGAGAUAUUGGUGUCAUCUCCCUCAACAAAUUAAAACCAUGA